Messenger RNA from Monosiga brevicollis MX1, 7422 nucleotides. RefSeq lists its product as uncharacterized. Gene Ontology annotation, cellular component: cell junction; cell projection; cortical actin cytoskeleton. Lineage: Eukaryota; Choanoflagellata; Craspedida; Salpingoecidae. Gene Ontology annotation, biological process: actin cytoskeleton organization. The record is from RefSeq and is a predicted model, not a curated record. Gene Ontology annotation, molecular function: calcium ion binding; actin filament binding. The transcript is spliced from 17 exons. Bases 1 to 7422 code for a protein of 2473 amino acids.
AUGGAGUCCCUUAUAAGGAUGAACAUGGUGCGAAAUUCAGAGAGGCGAGACGAUCAGAGGGAACUGCUUCAAGAAGCCUUGAUUUGUUUCAUUUGUUUGUGUUCGAAAGCCGCCUCCUCCCCCCUCACGGCUCAAGGCCGGACACUCUCCCAGACUCGCUUGCCCCUUCCGCCCCCUCCCCCGUUGGGUGCUUCCGGCACCAUGGCCUCACAAGCUGACUGGGAGCGUCUUCAGCACACGGUACAGUGUGGUGCUCUGCCCCGAUCCGCCCUGACUGCCAGCCAUGCCUACACAAACAUUUUUACGCGAUGGUGCAACCAGCGUCUGGCCAAGCGACAGCUGGAUCCAAUGGCCGAUGUGGUAACCGACAUUGGCAAGCAAAACCGACUUAUUCAGCUCGUUGAGAUCUUGUCCGAGCGGACGUGCGACAAAAAGAUUAUCGCCAAUGCCCGCGUCAAAGCACAGGAGAUUGAAAACUUGACCAAAGCCCUCGAGUUUGUGUACGAGUGUGGUGUGGACAUGAAGCUCAAACCCUCACCGGAGAAUCUCUAUGACGGCGAUGACCGCGCUGUCCUUGGUCUCAUCUGGGCUCUCAUGAUGAAGUAUCUCAAGUUUGCCCAGGAAGAUGAUGAAAACCUCUCUCCCAAGGAAGCAUUGUUGCGUUGGGUCAAUCUCAACACCAACGGCCAUGCCCACGCCGAGGUCUCCAACUUUACCAAGGACUUUCAAAAUGGCAUGGCCCUCUGCGCUCUGAUCCACAAGUUUAGGCCCGAGCUCAUUCCCUACGAUAGCCUCGACCCCGCCGACAAGCUCCAUAACUUGCGCUUGGCAAUCACGGCCGCUGGCCAGUACUUUGGCAUGGAGCCUUAUUUGACGGCCGAAGACAUUGGCAAACUGGACGAAAAGUCCAUGCUCGUGUUCGUCUCUGAAUUUUACAGCGGUAUUACCGAGCAGCUGAAACUCGAGCUGGCCGCCCGACGCAUUGCCCAGGUGGUAGCCUUCACCAUGACCAACGAUGAACUCAAGGCCCGCUAUCUCGCCGAAGCCGCUGCACUCCACACGCGCAUUCAGCAAGCCGAGGCACAGCUCACCGCUUAUGGUCAAGCCAAGUCCACGACUAUGACUGGCGCCCUUCAGCAACUCUCAAGCUUCAACAAGUAUCGCAGCACGGAGAAGCGUGACAUGUACUCGGAACACAUCAAGCUUGAAGCCCUCUUCACCAACCUGGCGACUCGCCUCGCUGACAACAGCCGCCCGCCCUUCCUCCCUGAUGAGCCCCAUCUGCGCGUUGAGGUGCGCGCCGACCGCCUCAAGGGCCUGCUGAAGCUUGAGCAGGAUGUUGGUCUCUUCUUGCAUAAAGAAGUCAGCCGCCAGCACCGCUUGCAACAGUUGGACCAGGAGCACCACUCACGCUAUAACAAGCUGAUCCAAUGGACCACGGAACGCGAAAGCAACCUGCCAGACGUCGACGCCGUCAAGUCCUCCGGGCAAGCACGUAACCUGCUUAAGCUCCUCGAGAGCACCGCCGAAGAGAUUCAAUCCCUACAAGAUACCUCUGUCGCCAAGCUGCGCGAGAUUCGCGAGACGUUGGCCAAGGACACCUACGAGUUUCUUGCCCGGGUUGAGGAGCGAGAAAAGGACUUGAGCGAACGCCUCGGUGGCUUCUCGGCCACCCUCAUGUACCGCGCACCUGGCUUUGAGGAUGCCCUGCAACGCGAAACCCUUCGAGAACAGGUGGAGCAACGAGCCUCGGUGCACAAGGACAUGUGCGAGCAAGUCACCGCCUGGGGCCAUCAAGAGCAAACUUACCUCCAGACCAAGGAAGCCGUCACGUCUUACAGCGAUGCCAAGCUCCAAUUGAGCUUGUUGGAUGGACAUGCGGCUGAGCGUCAGGACCAGAUCAACGGCCCCAUUCAGAACAUCAAAGAGCUCGGUCGUGGCAUCUGCUCUGCGAGCUAUGAAAGCACCCUGUCUCGCUGGCAAUUUGCAGACACCGCAACAAUUCUGCGACGUGAGGGAGAAAUUGACACGCUCUGGGCUGAGCUCGAACGUCUCGCCAGCGAAAAGCACAAGGUACUGGAGGAUGACGUGGCACGUGAGGCCUAUGCUCGAGAUACACGUUUGCUGGCGCAGCAGCACCUGUCCAAGAGUGAGCAGCUCAACUCUUGGGCGGACGGGCGCUGCACAUACUUGCGAGCGCGAGAGCCGUGUGACGAUGAAGCCACCGCUCGUUUGCUGCUUGGCCUGCUUGGUGCCUUCCACGAAGAGCUCGACAUUUUGCAGCGCACCGAUGUUGCUACCUGGGUGGCAUUGGGACGCACAAUCCUUGACCGCCGCUAUACUGGUCUGUCCAGCUAUGUUUACGAAGACCCCACUGCUCUUCAGACUCGCGAGCAGCAAUGGCAGGCUCGAGUCGGAGAGAUGAACGAACUUGCCACUGCGAAGAAACCGUUCCUGGAGGACCACCUCGCUCGCGUCGAGUUUCAAGAAAGUGUGCGUCUUCAAGUGCGUAGCCACGCUGAUGCACAUGCGCUGCUGCAGGCGUGGUACACCGAUAAGCGCGCCUUCUUGCAGCGUAAGGAGGUCAUCCAAGACGUGCAAAGUGCACUCUUUCACCUGGGGCUCCUAGCCACCUUUCAACAAGAGCUGGCUGACGUCAUUGCUGGGCCGCUGACCGCCCUGCGUACGCUCGGCACGGCCAUUCGCGACGCCAAGUACGAGAGCACCUUUUCAAGCUGGGUGUACGAGGAGCCUUCCGCAGUGACUGCGCUCGAGACCGAAGUUGAAGCGCAGUGGAUGCCCGAGCUGGAGCGCCUGGCUCAGGACAAGGUAACUGUUCUGCAGGAUGAUUUGGCUCGGGAACAAUUUCGUGAUCGUACACAGCUUCAGGUGGGUAACCACCGGGAGAUGUUUGAUGCGCUCGAAGCAUGGGCACAGGUCAAGGUCGCCUACCUAGAGCACAAAGAGGAUGUGCAUGACUCUGAGGCCGCUAAAACCCAGCUCAGUCUCCUUGCCGCGUUCCGCGACGAGAAGCGUGGCAUGCACGAUACCUCAGUCGCGUCCCUGCGUGCAGCUGGCGAGCAGAUCCGUGCUGCGGAGUAUCAAACGUCCUUGUCGUCCUGGCGCUACGAGCAACCCGAUGCUGUUUCAGCCCUGGAGGCACAGAUCGAAGCACGCUGGCAAGAGAUGGACGCGCUUGCGGAUCGCAAGCAGGCCGUGCUUGAAGAUGAUCGUGAUCGUGAGCUGUACGCAGAGCACACACGCUUGUUAGCUGGCCGUCACGAUGCUGAGGCACAGCGUCUCAAUGAGUGGGCUGAUGAGCGUGAAGCUUACCUCAAGGCUCGUGAGACCUGCGACACCAUCGCGCAGGCGCAGUAUUUGCUUGCUGUUCUGGAUCAACACGGUGCUUUCAAACGGGCCAAGUCCGACUCGACACUAGUGUCUUUUCACCGUCUAGGACAGGAAAUCCUCGCCCGCAAGUAUGAAACAAGCUUGAGCACCUACGUAUAUGAGACCCCAGAACUUGUUCAAGGUCGCGAGGCCAGUUUGGCUGAGCGGUGGCAGCAACUGGACACCCUGGCUGCCGAGAAGUUGCCCUUUUUACAGGAUCACCUGGCCCGCAAUGAAUUCCAGAACCGCGUCCGUCUCAUGGUCAGCAAUCAUCGCGACAGCUUUCAAAAGCUAAGCGAUUGGGCCAAGGUCAAAGAGGCCUACCUCCAAACACGCGAGGCUAUCCACAGUGUGACCGAAGCCAAACUGCAUCUCAGCUUGCUGGACGGGUUUCGCACCGAGAAACAGGAUAUCUCCGCUGGAGCCGUGGCGGCGUUGAAUCAGCUCGGCCAGGAGAUUCGUGAUGCCACCUAUAGUACCAGCUAUUCCUCCUGGCAGUAUGAGCAGCCGGAUGAAGUCAGUGCACUUGAAAGUCGCAUCACUACGCGAUGGGCCGAGCUGGACGGCCUGGCCACUGAAAAGCAGGCCGUACUAGACGACCACCUGGCACGCGAGGAGUACGCCGAACAGACAAGGCUGCUGGCCGGACAGCAUUUGGAUCAGCACAACCGAUUGCAAGCCUGGGCGACCGAAAAGCAGGCUUAUCUCGACGUACGCGAAACGGUGGAUACGGUGCAAGAUGCCCACUAUCACCUUAGCGUGCACCAAGCUUACGUAGGCGACAAAGCCACGGUGACCGCAGCUGACCUUGCCUCGCUGCAAAAGCUGGGUGCGAACAUCCUGGCUCGAUCGUACAAGACUGCGCUCUCAGCCUAUACCUACGAGGAGCCGGCCAGCAUCACGGAUCGCGAAGCCUCGUUGGCCGCGGCCUGGCAACAGCUAGACGCCGCCAGUGCUGUUAAGUUACCUAUCCUUGAGGACCAUCUGGCCCGCAAUGUCUUUCAGGAGAAGGUGCGCCUGUGGGUGCGAAACCACCAGGAUGCCCACGCCAGCCUACGUGAUUGGUCCGUGAAUCGUCAGGCCUACCUUGAAACCAAAGAGCACGUCGAGUCAAUCGCCGCUGCUGAGCUUGCGCGUAGCGUUUUGGACGCGUUUCGCCAAGAAAAGGCCGACGUCACCAAGGGUAAUUUGGCCGCCCUACGCGACCUGGGGAAUCAAAUUCGGACGGCUCGCUACGAAACAGUUCAUUCCAACUGGGCUUACGAGCACCCGGAGGCCGUGACAGCCCUUGAAGAAGAAAUCGCUGGCCCAACCUGGGCCGCUCUUGAUCAGCUGGCCGAAGCCAAACAGGCCGUGCUGGAUGAUGACCUGGCUCGAGAGCAGUUCAAAGAGGCCACACGUCUCAAAGUGCAGAAUCACAAGCGUCAGCACGAGCAACUCGACGCCUGGUGUCAGGCUCAAAGCGCAUAUCUCACCAAGAAGGAAGAUGUGACCAACAGCACCGUGGCCAAAGCUCAGCUCAGCCGCUUGGAGCUCCACGUGGCAAAAAAGGCCGACUUGACACAGGCCGACAAGGCCAACCACGUUGCCCUGGGAGAGGACAUUCGCGCAGCCAAAUACGAAACAGGGCACAGUUCGUGGGUGUACGAGGCCCCAGCGACGCUGCUGGAGCUUGAGGCCAGCUUGGCCACGUUUUGGCAGCAACUGCAAGCUGAACACGCAGCCAAAUUGGGCGUGCUUGAGGACGACCUGGCGCGCGAGACGUACGCUGAAGAGACGCGGCUUCUGGCUGAUCAGCACGAGGCCACUCAGAGCCUCUUACGCAACUGGGUUGAGGCCAAGCAAGCAUACUUGCAGCAGCGAGAGGCCGUGGACAGCACCCGCGACGCGCGCUUCCACAUCUCCUUGCUUGAAGCAUUCAUGCACGAACACCAGGCAAAGACCGAGACAUCGUUGACCAGCUUCCAAGCGCUUGGCGCCAAUGUCUUGGCACGUAAGUAUGCCACCUCACUUAGUUCAUACGUCUACGAAAAGCCCGAGGCCGUGCGGGAGCGAGAGGCCACUCUCGUAGCUCCUUGGGAAGCCCUGCUGAGUCUGGGCACGGACAAACGCGCUAUCCUCGAUGACCACCUGGCACGGUGUCUAUUCCAGGAUGAGACGCGUUUGGCCGUGCGCCUUCACGGUGAGUUUCACGGUGAGCUGCAAAAGUGGGCUGCUGCCUCACAAAGUUACCUGGACGCGCGAGAGGUCAUCGAGACCGAGGAGGAAGCCACGCUUCAGCUUAACUUGCACGCAGCGCAUGUCAGCGAGCUGGAAGAUAAGCGCACGGGUGCCCUGGCAGCACUAGAGACGCGUGGUGGCAAGAUCCGCUCAGCCCGCUAUGAAACAUCCAUCUCAGCCUGGAGCUACGAAAAGCCGGACGAGGUGCAGGCGCUGGAAGCGGCUCUCUUGUCGGCUUGGGCUGGUCUGCGCGAAGCCGCAGCGACCAAAGCUGAUUACCUGAAGGAUGCCCAGUCACGCAACCAGGUCAAGGCGGCCGUACUACUGUUGGCUGAUCGCCAUGACGGUGCUUGCAGCCGCUUAAUGCAGUGGGCGGGAUCCAAAACCACUUAUCUUGACACACGGGAAGCGCUGGACAGCCUGGUGGCCGUGGCUGUGGCCCAACGUCUUUUGGAGGCCUUUGAUCGAGAAAAGGAGAUGAUGCAAAAUACGGCGCUUGCGAGUGUGAAGGCCCUUGGGGCAGAGGUCAAGACCACCACGUACCAGUCCUCCCUCUCCAGUUGGCAAUAUGCUGAACCACAGCAGAUUGAUGCACGAGAAGCGCAGAUUGAUGCCGCCAUGAUUUCGCUCCACACCAAGGGUGAAGCCAAACGGACCCGCCUUGCUGAGGAUGAACGACGAGAGGAAGCCAAGGAGGAGUUGCGACACCGCUUUGCGCAUGCAGCACACGCGUUCCAGAGCUUUGUGAAGGACAACGUCAUCUUCCUGCUGGACAAGCAAGACAGCAACAGUGCGUCGGGCGCGGCCACUUAUGGGUUCACCUUGGAGGAGACAUUGGCGUUUAAGGCCGAGUUGGAUCGUGAAGAUGUCCAGCUUGUUGCCCAAGCUGAUGCGCUAAAGGGCAAGGCCACACAACUCGACUCAGAGCUGGCCGCUUAUGGAGCGGUCACAAACGACUACACCAGUUUGACCACAACGACACUUGACGGCCUUUCUGGCGAACUGCAGGAUGCUAUCAAGCAGCGUUUGACGACUUACCAGCAAGAAUUGGAACGCAAGCAAGCCAAUGACGGCACCUGCCGCGAGUAUGCUGACCGCGUGCACCCUCUGCUUGAUCACAUGUACAGCAGCAUGGACAAGCUGGCUCGGCCUGAGGGCACGCUGGAGGAGCAGUUGGCUCUGAUUGAACAGGCCAUGCGCGCCUGCGAUGACCAUGACAAGGCCAUUGCCGACAUUCAUCAAAUGGAAAAGGAUAUGCAGGCACGGGCCAUCACGUUCAACCCCCACACGACAGUGACGGCGGAGGACUUGGAGAUUCAGCUGCAAGAUUUCCGAGAUAUCCUUCGGUACAAGCAGCCACUCCUGGAGAAGGAGAUUGAGUUCAAGCGCUCGCGUGGCGUGACUGCAGAACAGCUUCAGGAGAUUGAAGAUUUCUUCCGCAAUUUUGACAAGGACAACUCGGGAAGCAUUGAACGCAAAGAGCUCAAGGCGUGCCUUUUUUCCUUGGGCGAGGAAUUGACAAGCCAAGAAGUCGAGGGCUACGUGAAGAAGUUUGGUGGUGCCAACGGCUCUCUUAGCAUCAACCAGUUCCGCGAUCUGAUGGUCCACCUCAUUGGUGUCAUCCAUACUCAGCAGUCCAUCCUCGAUGCCUUCCGCUUCAUUGGUCGCGGAGACGAAUCCAUGGUUGCAAUGGAGAAGUUACAGCCACGAUUGACCAAGGCACAUUUCGAUUUUAUCGUCGCCUCACAACCCGCCACCGCGACCGGGCAGAUUGAUUAUCCCAAGUUUGUGGAUAACGUUUUUGCUCGCUAA